Molecule: messenger RNA, 1021 nt
Organism: Paralichthys olivaceus (Japanese flounder)
Lineage: Eukaryota; Metazoa; Chordata; Actinopteri; Pleuronectiformes; Paralichthyidae
Molecular function (GO): metal ion binding
Source: RefSeq, a predicted model, not a curated record
UGUAAACACUGAGCUAUAUGACGGCAGCUAACACCCAUGGCUAACACUAGCAUAAACCAAGCGAAGUGAAGAGGACACGGGAACGCUCACAUGCUUUCAGCGGCAUUAUUUUAAAUGAAUUCACGUGUUUACUUUAAGAUUUAAUCAAACCGCUUUUAUUUCGAACAGGCUAACUAGCUUAGCUCCAGUUCAGUGUAAAGGUAUGAACUCUCUGGUUGGUUACGGAGUGUCCUCGGAAUCUGACAGCGAUGGAGAUGUAAACACCGGCGGGCAUGGCUUCGUCAAGCAGGCGGCUGAUGAGGCGACACCUGUCGUAAAGACCCGUAACUUCUUGCUGGAGUCAGGUUCAGCCUCCAGUGACUCAGGCAGCGAGUCACAACCAGAGGAUCCUGAGCCUUCCUCAUCCCCAUCACACCCCCCCACAGCAGCCUAUCAGCCCACCCUCCCUGCUCCUUCCCUGGGUUCACACACCCCGAACAAACUGCCUCCUCCUGCUCUAAACGCCUGCUCUGACAGCAGCGUGUUCGCCAACCCCUUCAAGGCCCAGGCAGAUCAGAAGCUCAGCGCCUUGCAGAAACAUGUCCCCCUGACAAUGGAGGCCAAACCCUCCCAGAUAGGAGGGAAAAGAAUGUGCGUGUCUUACAGGAGAGAUGGGAGGUGCAGGUUUGGGAUCAAAUGCAAGUUUGCUCAUGACAGUGACCUCCAGACCUCUGUCACUGCAGCUGACAGUCAUCUUCCUCAUCAUACACCUGAGAGUGAUGAAGCACCAGCAUCAGAACAAGUUGAGCCCCAUGCAGGUGGCUCUGGUGGUGUCGGGACACAGAAGCUCCCAGAGGAGGAUGAGUCAGGAGGGCAGCAGGUGAAGAAGAGGAGGGUUGGACUGAGUAACACCUUGAUUCCUCCUAAACGGGCUAUGAAGCAGUAUGCCAUGCACAGGGACCGAGAGCGGAUCAAUAUGUCCUGAAGAGAGCCAAGCAGGGCCGGAUGGGCAGGGAGAAGGGAAUUUUCCUGAGCUGUACCA